AUGGAGGUCAUCGCCCGAUCCUCUGCAGCCGGCGGCGGCGGCAGCCAGGAUGCAGCCUGCUCGACGUCGCUUUCGUCACUGUCGCCAGUUGUUGUAUCACCCCUCUCAAGGGGCCUGCUGUGUAAAAUGCAGGAAUGGCCCGGCGUUGACGCCGUAUCCCCGCCGUUACGUGAGAAGACGGAGAAACCAAACAUGGUGGAAUAUCGCUUGGUGGAGCCCAACUUUGCCACCAGCGCGGAGAUAUCUCAGACUUCAGAUUUGAACGUUACCAACCGAUGUGAGGCCCCAUCAACUCCAACAGCCACCCCUUCCACUAGAACAGGGGGUACGGCGAAUCCACUAUCUUGUAGGCUCAGGGAGGGAAAUUCCAAUACAUGCAAGAUGAAUCCUGCGUGUAGGGUGACACUAGAUCGGGCCGCGGAACGAAGUCGGGCACGUGGCCUGCAGCGGUGCCUGUUGGAAACUGAGGCGAAGGCACAAAAAUUCUCCGCUGCGGCGAAAUUGCGCGAGCAGGAAUCCCUUGCAGCUGUCGAGGAAGUCGCGCGCCUUCGCGAGGCAGCAUUGUUGCAAGCAAGACGUAUUGGGGAACUUGAGCAACGUCUUGCUCAGGCUCAGCUUGCAGUUGCUGGGGCUGACAAAGGUCGUGUAGGUGACCAACCAGGAGAACUGACAGAUAGUGUUGACUCCCUAGAAAGCCCUUGCAUUGAUGACAUCAAGCGGAUUCUUCACUGCACGGCGGAGGCAAUACGACGUAUUGAGGUUGAAUUUGAGGCGGAGCGGCGCCGGCGAUGCGCGCUUGAGAAUGAAAAUAAUGCCCUUCGACGUAAACUACACUUUGCACGGCGAGCGGAUGAUGCACUUCACGACGGAGGCUUAACGCACUGCAGCGUAGAGGGAUACAGCUGCGCCAUGGCAUUUGUUCAGGGUCCACUACAGCGAUUCCUUACGGAGUCUGCGGAGCUGCAAAGGAGGCUGGCGACGUCUUCCACUUCUCACACAUCUGCGCAUUCUUGA
Molecule: messenger RNA, 1014 nt
Organism: Trypanosoma rangeli
Lineage: Eukaryota; Euglenozoa; Kinetoplastea; Trypanosomatida; Trypanosomatidae
Exons: 1
Coding region: 1-1014 (337 amino acids)
Source: RefSeq, a predicted model, not a curated record